Messenger RNA from Symsagittifera roscoffensis, 1576 nucleotides. Its product is annotated as insulin-like growth factor 2 mRNA-binding protein 1. Gene Ontology annotation, cellular component: nucleus; cytoplasm; cytosol. The coding region runs from base 131 to 1576 and encodes 481 amino acids. Gene Ontology annotation, molecular function: mRNA 3'-UTR binding. The record is from RefSeq and is a predicted model, not a curated record. The transcript is spliced from 8 exons. Gene Ontology annotation, biological process: nervous system development; regulation of gene expression. NCBI's taxonomy places the organism in Eukaryota, Metazoa, Xenacoelomorpha, Acoela, Convolutidae.
AUCAAUGAUUGGGCGAGGAAUUGUUAAAUGUCAUCCUUGCCACGUGUAGUACCGCUAGCUUUUUCCUACAGUGCAAUAACUGAUAAGCUACUGGACUAGGUGGUGGAGAACUAGAAUAUUGUCGGUAGCAAUGAACGGGUUGAACACUAGACGUAUCUUCAUGGGCCAGUUGCCGAGACACACUCGGGACUUCCACGUGAAGAUAGUGUUGGACAGUUACCACUUCUCCUCUCGGGUGGUGAAGAUGGGCACUGGCUAUGCAUUCGUGGACAUCGAAGACAGACAGGGGAGGGACGAAGAGACACUUCUGCAAGUGUUGAAAAGUAUUCAUGUAGAUGGUCAGAGUGUGAAGGUCGAGUUCUGUUCAUCGGGUCCACGAUCAUACGGAUCGGAUAGACGGGUGAAUAAUAACAAAGUGGUGGUUCACAAUUUGCCGGAUUCCCUGUCUCUACAAGAUGUGAAGGCCUUUCUCAGCGAUGUCUCCAAUGGGACUAUCAACGUCAAACAGUGUGACAGGGCGAACAACAAGACACUCUCCAAAGCAUCAUACAUUGUACAUCUUAAUACUCCAGAAGAGGCGCAAAUAGUGUUGAACAGUGUGACCGGGGUAGUGUAUGGAGAUGCUACUCUGAAGGUGGUGCCUUUUGCCGAGAACCACGGAGGCAGGUACAAGUACAGGAGCAACUCUGUUAGCGACAUCUCCCACGCUGCACCCAACUCGCCCGUCUAUCCUUUCCGAUUCUUGGUGCCGACUCACAUGAUUGGUGGCAUAAUUGGAGUGAAUGGAGCCACAAUCAAGAAAUUCCAAAUUGAGUCUGGAGCUAGAUACAUCAUAGUGGACGUUCAGCAGAAAGAUGAACGAUUUCCUGAUGAAAAGCCAGUGACAGUUCUGGGAAGUGCGGAAUCACAGAUAUCAGCAAUGGAUAAAAUACUAAAGUUCUUGGACGACUUGAUCGUUUCGAGGUGGUGCAGUAAAGAAGAGCUAACAACGAAGUCAAACACAUGUGUUAAAAGCAGCAGUGCAAAUGUCCUAAAUGGUCACGCUGAAAACGGAUCCCACUCCUUAGUAAACGGAACUCAUGACGAAGAGCCCUCAGAGUGCCUUAGCAAUGGAAAUGCAGAAACAGGCGCAAUUCAAAGUCAAGCAAAUAACCUCCAAAUUCCAGAUGUCAUAUCGGAUUCUCUUGCCGCGACCAGCAACGAAGCUGCAUCGCAAGAUCACAGAUCAUCUAACUCGCCUUCCUUAGACUCAGGGAUCAAAUCAGAAUCAUCCGAAAACGGUUCCAGCGAGCUACAAAGCCAAGAAGUGCCAAAAGAAACAAAGAGUUCUGCUUCUACGAAGUCAACAGCUUCGCCAGUUGAGUUUGGAACGAUGACUGAAUUUCGAGUGCCGCUGACAGUUAAAAUUCUAACACAUGACCACUUGAUUGGUAGGCUGAUAGGUCGCGGAGGUUCAAACCUGGCUGAGAUCAAGAAAAGCACGGAGACGAGGAUAACCAUUCCAAAUAGUGCUCCUGGAAGUGGUUGUAAUGGAAGUGGAUUCCACUGCGAAUCCAACGAAGGGUUCAGUUCAUAA